UCCACCACUCCAAUAUUGAUAUUUAUUUUCAAACAAAAAUAAUAUAAAAUUAAAGUAAAUUAAUCAGUUUAGAAGCAUGACAGAUGAAUCGGAAGCAACAGCAGGUGUUGAGAAACUGUCUUUACAGCCAGAGAAGUUAAAUGAGACAGUUAAAAUCGAUAUAUUAUUAAAUGCAGCAGGAAACGCGCCAAUUAUGAAACAAAGGAAGUGGACAGUGGAUUGGAUGAAGGACAUCUCAUGGGUUAGCAAAUUCAUUCACAAAUAUCUCAAACUAGAUCCAGAAGAGAAAAUUUUCCUGUACAUAAAUCAAACUUUUGCGCCUAGUCCUGAUCAAAUCCUUAAAAAUCUUUAUGAAUGUUAUGGAAAUCAGAAUAAGCUCUCACUUCAUUACUCAAUUAACCAAGCCUGGGGAUAGAUCUUUGCACUGCAUUACUAUUAAUCUUAUAGCCAGUAUCUCUGUCACGAAAAGAUGCUUCUUUCAUAAUUUUAUGUUAAGUGAUGUAAUUUGCGCUAAGCUCGACAUGCUGUCAUAAUCCACUUGUACAUAUAUAGCAAGUUCUAGCAUUUAUUUUAUAUGUUGCAUCGACAACUUUAUGAUGAUGACUGAGACAGUUCUUUAAUGAUUAUUGCGAGACUUAUUUGUAUGUGAAUCAUUCAUUAAACAUUUAGCUACGAUUAAGAUAAUUAAUAAAAUUCUUUAUUUAAC
This is a messenger RNA of Chironomus riparius, 706 nucleotides long. The record is from the annotation of a GenBank genome assembly. NCBI's taxonomy places the organism in Eukaryota, Metazoa, Arthropoda, Insecta, Diptera, Chironomidae.